AUGUUCCGUGCUUCAUCUCGCCUUCUUGACUGUCGGUUGACCUUGUUCACCAGAGCGAAUUGCUCCUUGUGUGAUACCGCAAGGCAAGUUCUCCGUAUCGCAAGAAAUAAGAGACCAUUUGCAUACCACGAGAUCAAUGUCAUGGACCCUGGUCAAGAGAAGUGGAAGUCCGUUUACGAGUUUGAUACUCCCGUGGUCCACAUCGACAAAGCCGAGACUAAGGAGACAUCAACUUCCGCUCUGAAGUUAAUGCACCGAUUCAAAGAAGAGGAUGUCAUGAAACUAAUGGACGAGGCAGAAGGUGCAUAG
Molecule: messenger RNA, 309 nt
Organism: Lindgomyces ingoldianus
Lineage: Eukaryota; Fungi; Ascomycota; Dothideomycetes; Pleosporales; Lindgomycetaceae
Exons: 2
Coding region: 1-309 (102 amino acids)
Source: RefSeq, a predicted model, not a curated record